Onychostruthus taczanowskii (white-rumped snowfinch) is the source of this 1103-nucleotide messenger RNA. Its product is annotated as dystrobrevin beta-like. NCBI's taxonomy places the organism in Eukaryota, Metazoa, Chordata, Aves, Passeriformes, Passeridae. Gene Ontology annotation, biological process: synaptic signaling. The record is from RefSeq and is a predicted model, not a curated record. Bases 13 to 798 code for a protein of 261 amino acids. The transcript has 9 exons. Gene Ontology annotation, cellular component: plasma membrane; synapse.
GAUGGGCACUCCAUGGAUGGGCACUCCCAGCCCCCCAGGGCAGUGCCCGGCUGUCCCCAGUGUCCCCUCCCGGAGCUGGGGCCCCAGCAGCGUCCUGCCCCCGCGCCUGCAGCCCCCAUUCCCGCAGCCCUGACGGUGUUUCUGUGUUCUCUGCUCUCCCUGCCCGCCAGGUGCCAGCCCAGCAGCAGCCCCGAGCCCUGCCCGGAGGAGCACGCCCUGAUUGCCACCUUUGCCAGCCGCCUGCGGAGCGGGGCACGUGCCCUGGACAGCCCUGGCCGCCUGGACGAGGAGCACCGGCUCAUCGCCCGCUACGCCGCGCGCUUGGCCGCCGAGGCCGGCAGUGCUCCCCGUCCUCCUGCAGAUCUGCCCUUCAGCUUCGAUGCCAACAAGCAGCAGAGGCAGCUGAUAGCAGAGCUGGAGAACAAGAACAGGGAGAUCCUGCAGGAGAUCCAGCGCCUGCGGCUGGAGCACGAGCAGGCCUCGCAGCCCACGCCCGAGAAGGCGCAGCAGAACCCCACGCUGCUGGCUGAGCUGCGCCUGCUGCGGAUUGGUGCCCAGCCCGGUGCCUCGGCCGGCUCCACGCCCACGCACGGCGCCCAGGACGCGCUGGCAGGACUCGGGGACGACGUGCACGAGGCCUUCACACAAGGUACGAGGAGGAACCUCCGCAACGACCUGCUGGUGGCCGCUGACUCCAUCACCAACACCGUGUCCUCGCUGGUGAAGGAGCUGCACUCAGCAGAGGAAGAAGACGAAGAAGAAACAGAGAAGCUGCAGAAUGGGAAGGACCGAGGCUAGGAGGGGCCGCAGGCUGGACAGCAGCUCAGGCUCGCAGGUUGCUCUUGCGAUCGAGGGACGUGUCCCGCUCGGAAGAGGCAGUUCCAGCCCAUCCAUCACCAUCGUGCAACCGUGACCGCUCUCCACCGCCUGCCGCCGCCACAGCUGCCCCGGAGCAGCACCGGGAGCUGUCCCGAGGACUCUCGGCGGGCGCUGCCCCUCCGGCCAUUGCAUGUCCCCCCGGUGUGCUUCCCGCGGCCACCAGCCCCGUCCCACCCGCCUCAGCCGCUCACGGCAGGCUUCAAACACAAAAAAAAACCACCUGG